Molecule: messenger RNA, 1513 nt
Organism: Andrographis paniculata
Lineage: Eukaryota; Viridiplantae; Streptophyta; Magnoliopsida; Lamiales; Acanthaceae
Product: probable serine/threonine-protein kinase PBL23
Exons: 6
Coding region: 230-1429 (399 amino acids)
Biological process (GO): protein phosphorylation
Molecular function (GO): protein kinase activity; ATP binding
Source: RefSeq, a predicted model, not a curated record
UUUCUGCAGAAUUUACGUUUCUUCUUCAGCAGCGAAGGAAAGGAAAGGAAAGGAAAGCUCUGCUGCACGGCUGCACCCGCGCUGUGAUCCUUUCGAAUUUCCGGCGAGAGAGAUCGCAUCGAAGCUAGUGCGGUUUGGACGCCUCGAAUUUCCUAUUCCUUCUGCGUGUGGUUGCAGUUUUCGUGUUGUUGUAGUUGUUUUGAGAAGAUUUGGACGAAGGAAUUGAAGGAUGAGGAGCUGUUUCACCUGCCGCGCUUCGGAAGGGAGAUUCCCUCACAAAUCGUUCGAUGAGAGGCCUGAGCAUAAGAAAUCGAAAUCCUUCCCCUCGUUGUCUAAUCGGUCGUCUGGAAAAGCUGAGUACAUAGACGAAGAAAUAGAACAACUAGGGAAGGGAAACAUUUCUGCUGAGAUUUUCACAUACAAAGAGCUAUCCGAUGCUACUCAAAACUUCAGCCUUAAGGCUUUGAUAGGCGAGGGUGGAUUCGGGAGGGUGUAUAAAGGCUAUUCCAAGCGAAAAAACAUUGAUAUUGCAGUGAAAGAACUCAACAGGGAUGGUCUACAAGGAAACUACGAAUUUAUAGUCGAAGUUUUGAUGCUAAGCCUUCUUCACCACCCGAAUCUUGUCAAUUUAGUCGGAUACUGCGGGGAAGGCCAACACCGGCUGCUAGUUUACGAUUAUAUGCAAAAUGGUUCUUUGGAGGAUCAUCUCCUAAAUCUUGACGAGGAUCAGAAGCCACUCGACUGGUACACGAGGAUGAAAGUCGCGGAAGGAGCAGCAAAAGGGCUGGAGUACCUCCACGAAACGGCUAAUCCACCAGUAAUCUACCGCGACUUCAAGGCCUCAAACAUCCUCCUCGACAAAGAUUUCAACCCAAAGCUAUCUGAUUUCGGGCUCGCCAAGUUAGGACCGGUCGAUGGAAUAUCCCACGUUUCUACGCGUGUGAUGGGAACGUACGGCUAUUGCGCGCCGGAGUACGCCUCCACGGGGCGGCUGACUAAGAAAUCUGACGUGUACAGCUUUGGCGUGGUGCUUCUGGAGAUAAUCACGGGGAGGAGAGUGCUCGACUGCACCAGACCGAGUCAAGAACAGAACUUGAUCAGUUGGGCGGAGCCGUUGUUCAAGGACAAGAAGAGGUUUCGAGUGAUGGCGGAUCCGUUGCUGGAGGGGAAGUUCCCAGAGAAGGCGUUGUAUCAGGCGCUUGCCAUAGCGGCAAUGUGUCUGCAGGAAGACGACAUGGCGCGGCCGGUGAUUAGCGAUGUGGUAAUUGCUUUAGAGUAUGUGUGUGCUAACAGUAAAGUGAGGGUUGUUGCAGAUGCAGAUGAAGAAGACAAGCAAAAGCAUGGUGGUGAUGGUGAUGAAAGGGAAGUUAAGGAAGAUGAAGAGGAAGGUAAGAAUGAUGGUAAAGAAUGUAAAGAAUGUAAAGAAUGAUGGUAAAGAAUGUAAAGAAUGAAUAUGUUAUAAUAUAUAUAUAUAUAUGUGUGUGUAGAAAGUUAUUCUAUCCUGAUUUGAUUU